Molecule: messenger RNA, 2483 nt
Organism: Cyprinus carpio (common carp)
Lineage: Eukaryota; Metazoa; Chordata; Actinopteri; Cypriniformes; Cyprinidae
Exons: 4
Coding region: 590-1339 (249 amino acids)
Source: RefSeq, a predicted model, not a curated record
GGUUUCCUGUUUUGACAUGUUUAGAUUGAAUUGAACCCAUUACAAUUAUACAAAGAACCAAAUGAAUUUUAUAGGUGAACUUUGAUUCAGAAACUCAUGAGAGGCAUGAAUCGACUAAUUGCAUUUGAAAUGUAAACUGCAAAUUGACUCAAAUAAGGAUGCUUUAUCUUCAUGUCUGAAUCAAAUAUAUAGUUAGAUAAAUAUCAGAUAAACAAAAGUUAUUUUGAACCGUUCCAUUUUUAUGAAUCAAUCAGGUGCCUGAUCACAAAGCCAGAUCAGAGCAAAAAAAGUCUAUAAGGUAACUCUUUGUUAAUUCCAAACAAAAAACUCAAUUUACUGCCAACCCUUUAUGACGCAGAGCAUUUUAGGUAAAACUUUCCAUUGACGUGAACCAAUCAGAUGAAAGUUUACAUCUGCAUUAAGACCCUAACCAGUUUCAUUGAAAGUGUCACACGCACAAUCACUCACUGAGAUGGAGAGGACAAGACUUGCUCUCAUCGCGCUCAUGUGUAAGAAAACAAACUUUAGCUAAAUAAAAAAUGUCACUAAUGUGAAUAUUUAGGUAUAAUGGUACAAUUUGAAGUGCUUCAUGAAGUUAUGUUGUGCUUUUACAGAUGUCUUACUGUUCUGUCAGAAAAGAAUCUUUGGAGAAGAAGUGGAGAUGAAAGUCAGACCAGGAGACAACAUCACUCUCUACUGUGAUCGCUCUGUAACCCUUGGUUCCAAAAUUGUAUGGAUAAGAAACUGCUCUCAUGAAAAUCAGCCUUCUCUCAUAAUAGAUUAUAAGAAACUGUACCUGGAGAUAUUUCAGCGAUUCAGCUUUAUCCACAACCCUUACAGUAAAUCCUACGAUUUACAUAUUACUAACAUCAGUGUCUCUGAUCUGGGACUGUACUACUGUGCAAAACUAGAGAAUAAUAUAAGGAAAGAUGCAAAAGGCAUCAUUUUCUCAUCAGAAGUGUACUAUUAUGGAAACCAAACUCGUCUCUCUCUGAAAGUUGAGCAAGUAUCUUCCUGUUCUGGACCCUUGAAUACUACCUCAAUACCACCUCCUGUAUCAGACUGUGUGCUCUGCUGGACGCUGCUGUUCAGUGUGUGUCCAGUGUGUGUUCUCCUUUCCUCCAUCUGUGUGUACUGUGUCUGUUGUAAGAAAACUACAGAUGCUGUGACAGAUCAGAAAGACAAGUUAAAAGGUAGAAACAGAGCUGAGUGCAUGGAUGAAGAGGUGUGUUAUGCAUCUUUAGAUGUGACCAUCAAGAGACAAAAACAAUGCAAGAAAAAGCGAGUGCAGAGUUCUGACUUCAGUACUUACGCUCAGGUCAGAACACAGACUGAAUAGACGUAAACAGAACAGAGGUGGAUUCUGAAACUUUCCAAAUAUAAGGAAAUCUGCAGGUUUUAUUGUCAUGUAACAUCACAUGUAAUCGUACAAGGUAGAGGACUUUUUAUUAUUACAUUUGAAAGUAAAAUAUAUGUAAUUACAUACUUGGAUACCUUUUACAUUGAUAUUUUUAUGAGCUAAAAAAUUCUAACCUGAAUUGUUACUCUGGUACUCAUUUUUUUCCCACCUCUAAUAGAAGUGUGUUAGUACAGUCUUUGUGGAAACACAGUGAUGAUCUGAAUAACAGGAUGUGCAAGUAGGUUACCUUUGUGAAGUGGUGUUUAGUUUAAGGUGUGUAUAUUUUUCUUAAACUGAAUGACUGCAACAUCUAUCUAACUCAUUUUUACAAUUAGCCCAGUUUCUCCAAAACACACUAUAUGCUGAGUAGGAUAGCGUGUUUGGAUAACAGCUUGUGACAAUCAAAUAGCAGGCAGUAUUAAAACUAUCUUAAUACUAUAAAGAAAAAAGAUGCCCACAUUAGUUACUCCUCAGUAGUAAUAUACAUUCUUUGUUUUUAUUUUUAUUACUUUCCUUCAGACUGAUGCAUGUUAGAUCUGCCUGUUUACUAACUGAGCAUUUGAUUUUGUUGAACAGUUAAAAUCAAAUUAAAAUCAAAGUAAAUUUGAAUAAAAUAUUCAAAGCAUCAGAGUUUCUUUUCAAAGGGGUUUCCAUUCAGUUUAGUGCUUGUGUGCUUAUGAGAGAAAUAGGAAAAGAAAUAGGUAGGACCCCAGUCAGCAAAUAAAUCUGGCAUUCAUCCAGCACUGGCAUACAGCAUGUGGGCCAAACAUGGCCCGGGUUUGGCAGAGAUGGCACUGGGUUAAAGACGGCACCCAAGACAUGGACCAGAUAUCAAAUGGAGUAUAUUUGGCCCAGAUGUCAAAUACAGAUAUGUUGGUCAUAUUUGUAUGGCCGAUCUUGACCCACAUUUAAAACCCAUUUCAAAUAUUUUUGAGUAAAAUCCCAAUGUUUUCCCAUACAGAAAGGUAAUAUAUUCGCAUAUAUGUGAAACACUGUAAAAUAUAUUGAAAUACAUUUUGAAAAUAUAUUUUUAAAAUGCAUAACAUAAAUCUCAUGUUGCGUAUUUAUGUGUGUUUACAUGUGA